This is a messenger RNA of Nicotiana tabacum (common tobacco), 1116 nucleotides long. The record is from RefSeq and is a predicted model, not a curated record. Lineage: Eukaryota; Viridiplantae; Streptophyta; Magnoliopsida; Solanales; Solanaceae.
CAAGAAACCACUAAUAUAUUCUUGUUUCAAAAUACAGUGCAACCACCCCAAAUCCAUCCAAAUCUCCCCAACCAAAAGUAGAGGCCAAUUUCCCAAGAAAAAUCAACGUCAACAUUUUGAAUACUUGACAUUUCUUUUUCCAAUACCAAAUCUUGAACAAUCUUUUUCUUUCUCUUCCAUCAUACGCACUAUUUUUUGGUAAAUACACCCAACACAACUCAAGUCCCAAUUCUUGAUAUACUAUUUGGUAUUGCAUUGGAAGAUCAGAGAGAGAGGAACUGAUAUUGUUCUUGUGAAAAGCUACAAAUUCUUACUUGGUGGUGCACAUUUAGGAACCUGAAUUUGAAUUUUCAGCAGCUGCUUCAACGUAACAUCCACAAUCUUCUGCAGUUGUUGCCUUAUUUUGUUCUUGAAUUGGAUUCUGUUUUCCUCCGCACUUUGGGGUUUUGAAGAGCCUAGUUCAACAUUUGGGCUUGAUACUGCAUUCAAAUGAACAUGAGUGAAGAAUCCGAAGCUAAAGUAAGAUCAUCAAAAGGCUUUUUCAAUUUGGAACAUCAUCAGUAUAUGAACAACUCUGCUUCUGCUGCUACUUUCCCUAGAAAGAAUAUGAGUUUUGUUGAAGGAAAAAAGCUAGCAGAAUAUAGAAGAUCCUUGUCUUGUCAAGCAGGGAAUGGGAAAAAAGUGUUGUCAAUUAGUUAUUUCAGUUUGGAAUCAUUUCUUCUGCUCCUUUGCCUCACAGCAUCAUUGCUACUUUUGCCAUUGAUCCUUCCACCAUUGCCACCUCCACCAUUUAUGCUGCUCUUACUUCCCAUUUUAAUUCUGCUUCUUCUAAUGUUCUUGGCUUUUAUGCCUUCUUCCAAUCUUAGAAAUGUUUCUUAUACGUAUGUCUCAUCACCAUAGAUUUUUGGGUUACACAAAUUAAUUAAUGAGUUCCUUUCAUUUCUUAUUUCUUUACCUAACCAGCAAUAUAAUGUAGCCUUGCUUAUUUACAUCUUAGUUUGUAGGUUUUUUUUAAAACUGUUAGUACCAAAUACUUUCUGCUUUCAGGCAAUGUAAUAUGUAUUGUAGUAUAUAUUGAAGUAUUGAAUUUAAUAUAUGUAUCCUCUUCCAUUUUGA